AUGAGAAGAUCAACCACUGUGCCUGACAAGAUGAGGAAGCGGUUCACCUUUCAUUUGGGCUCUCAUAAACCCUCAUUUGCUUUCCCCCCUGAAGACCGAAGCCGGUACUACGACUUUGUCGAUACUCCUGUCAAUUGGAGACCCUCUUCGCCGUUGAUUGAGCGACAAAAGCUUACCCCCGUCGAGGAAGUCCAGCUCCGCUAUGCUUGCAAGUUGUUAUGCGAGAUGAUUGAGAGAGGAGAGAUAUCCCCGGGAUCACCUCCACCCAACCAGUCCAACCAGGACAGGAAAACCGUUCCAGAACAGGUCGACCAGGAACCAAGCCCCCUGGUCUCUUCGGAGCCGGCCAAAGCCCACAGUCAGCCAAUCUCGGAAGAAACCAAUGACGAUGGGGUUGUGGAAAAAAGGUUAUACGACUCUGGAAUAGUACUUGAAGACGCAGAAUCUCCUGAUUCUCCCAAAGUCGCCAGACCGGCCACAGAAACCGACGGCAGUAAACCCGCUGCCCCCGAGGACGUUUCCGAAGACAUUCCUCAGAGCUCUACGGAGGUGGGGAUUGCGCAGUUCUAUCCAGGCGAGUCGGAUGAUCGUGUUGCAUCUGUCCCAAAACCUCCUUUCGCUUCGGAUAGUGAUCAAAGCAUCGUCGGCUAUGAUACUCCAAACCCGGCUAAUGGUACGAACGUGACCGGGUCUUGUGCCAUUCCCGCGAUUGGAAAAUAUGAACCGACUGAUCACUGGUAUAACCGUGACGGAAAAGAUGAAGCGGAUGAUGUAUAUUUCACGAAAGGCAUGAUUGUUGGUUCAGAUUCAGAAACUCCUGGCAUGGAUUCACCAGACAGCGUCCAGUCAACAACCGCCGCUGGCAUGGACGCUUUGACGCCGCAAUGCGCCAAUCCAGUGACGGAUUCACCUGCAGAUUCUCCGCCAAUGAGAACUCCAAGCUUUUCUCGCCCUUGCGCUGUCAGUCGAGCCGCCUCGAGACGAGCUCCACGCAGUCGAGACCGUGACGUCCCGCCGCCUCUACCUCAUCAGAACCAGGAGGUCUCUGAACGACCGCAAGCCCACGAGCGCCGUUCGCAGCAAUCUUUGGAGACUCGAGAGGCGGUCGUCGCUGGAGGAGAUGAGUCUGGAGUGGAAGUCCGUGGACAGCAGUCAAGUCACAAUAGCGGUGGUAGUGGUGGAGUUGCCGUCAUCAUUGGCCCAGAUGGCAUGGAACACGUCAUGACGCCCUCUGAAGAGAAGCAGCGCUAUCUAGAUCUGCAGCGUGCCGUUAUGGAGAAGAUGGUUACUGGCACCAUUGGGGCCGCCCCAGAGAUCUCGAUCAGUUCUGGUUCAGUUGACGGAUCUUCCUCUACCGAGCAUACACAUUCGAAAUUGUCGCCCUUACCAAAGUCUCAUGUGCGAGGCCAUUCAGGAGACGGGUACUUGACAUCUCGCCUAAGGAAUGAGAAUAUUGGUGGCGAGAAUCAGAAUCGUCCAGCCGUUUUGAACAGCAGGCAUGAAAAGAAACCCAGCCUUAUUCGGAAGCUAUCUAUGCUCGGACUGGGCAAGAGGAAGUCCAGCGACACCACCAAGAAUGCGAAUAUUAUGGGUUUCAGUCGCAUUGUGGAAGCGUCGUGA
Molecule: messenger RNA, 1620 nt
Organism: Rasamsonia emersonii CBS 393.64
Lineage: Eukaryota; Fungi; Ascomycota; Eurotiomycetes; Eurotiales; Trichocomaceae
Exons: 2
Coding region: 1-1620 (539 amino acids)
Source: RefSeq, a predicted model, not a curated record